Molecule: messenger RNA, 8055 nt
Organism: Nerophis ophidion (straightnose pipefish)
Lineage: Eukaryota; Metazoa; Chordata; Actinopteri; Syngnathiformes; Syngnathidae
Gene: pomgnt1
Product: protein O-linked mannose N-acetylglucosaminyltransferase 1 (beta 1,2-)
Exons: 21
Coding region: 311-2272 (653 amino acids)
Biological process (GO): protein O-linked glycosylation via N-acetylgalactosamine
Cellular component (GO): Golgi membrane
Molecular function (GO): beta-1,3-galactosyl-O-glycosyl-glycoprotein beta-1,3-N-acetylglucosaminyltransferase activity
Source: RefSeq, a predicted model, not a curated record
GGAGAAGAAGCCUGUGACGUCAUUCAAUCUGCGACGGCGGGGUUGUUCGUCGCGUGUAAAAUUUUGUUGCGAAUAAUGCCAGUUUUUCACUUUAUUGACUUAAUUCUACUGAGCACGACCACAGCGGUCGAGUUAAUGUUCGUGUCGGGUUCGGCUUGAGACGCACACGGCGUUACUAAUGUAGGUUUUGUGGGAAGGAGUUGGCAAAACUCACCGCUGAGAAACAUCCUCGCUGUUUUGUUGCUUGGCAGAAAAAGAAGAUGUGAUUGUUGGCGGGAAGGAGGACGCCAGGUGUGACUUUUGCAGCGGGAUGGAAACUUGGACUCCAAACCCCCGCGCUAAGCCUUUCAUUCCCCGCCAGCAAAGAAGCUUUUAUCUCACCUGGAAGUACAAACUGACCAAUAGGAGGACACUUCGCCGAUGUUGCCAGGCUGCAGCGGUGCUGUUUCUCCUGGUGACUGUCUUAGUCAACAUUAAACUCAUCCUGGACACCAGGAGAGUAGUUAGUGAAGAUGUAGCAGCUCAAGAAUAUGAGGACGUGUUGCCGAACGUGGCGACUCCUCGCAGACCGGCGAAUGGACGCAAGGUUCUGGACAUAGAGGCGUACUCCAGUCGCUCCAAAGUGUACGUGGCGGUGGACGGAACCACGGUGCUGGAGGACGAUAUGCGCGAGCAAGGCAGAGGCAUUCAUGUAAUUGUCCUCAACCAGGCUACAGGUCAUGUGAUGGCCAAGAGGAUAUUUGACACCUACUCGCCUCACGAGGAUGAAGCCAUGAUCCUCUUCCUCAACAUGGUGACCCGAGGUCGAGUUCUCAUCUUUACUAUCAAGGACGAGGGUACGUUCCACCUGAAGGAGGCUGCUAAAAACCUGCUGAAAAGUCUAGGCAGUCAGGUGUCUCUCAACCUGAGCUGGAGGGACAUGUGGACUCUGGUGGUGAAGAAAGGAGGUCAGGUGUACGGCGAAAAGCAUUCAAAGUCUCCUGCUCUCUCCACCUGGGGUGAUCCAGUACUUCUUAAAACGGAGGUGCAGCUCACUGCCUCUGAAGAGGCAGAGUGCCACUGGGCAGAUACGGAGUGGAACAGGCGGAGGAAGCUCUUCUGCAGCAAAGUAGAAGGAUACGGAAGUAUCUGCAGUUGCAAAGACCCAGCACCCAUUGAAUUUAACCCAGAACCUUUGCCCACUAACCACGUCUUCAAUGUACCAGUAGCAGUCAUCGCUGGUAACCGACCCAACUAUCUCUACCGGAUGCUUAGAUCUCUCCUUUCAGCUCACGGCGUUAACCCCCAGAUGGUCACGGUCUUCAUUGAUGGAUAUUAUGAGGAGCCAAUGGAUGUGGUGGAACUGUUUGGACUGAAGGGAGUUCAGCACACACCAAUCAGCAUCAAGAAUGCUCGAGUAUCUCAGCACUACAAGGCAAGUCUGACCGCAACAUUCAAUCUUCACCCAGAUGCUAAAUAUGCUAUUGUGCUAGAAGAAGAUCUGGACAUCUCCAUUGACUUCUUCAGUUUUUUGAGUCAGACCAUCCACCUGUUGGACGAGGAUGACAGCCUGUAUUGCAUCUCAGCCUGGAAUGACCUGGGCUAUGAACACACAGCAGAGGAUGCUGCCUUGCUCUACCGAGUGGAGAGUAUGCCUGGCCUGGGCUGGGUCCUGAAGAAGAGUCUCUACAAGGAUGAGCUGGAGCCAAAAUGGCCGACCCCUGAGAAGCUGUGGGAUUGGGACAUGUGGAUGCGGAUGCCAGAGCAGAGGAAAGGCAGGGAGUGUAUCAUCCCCGAUGUGUCCCGCACCUACCACUUUGGCAUCAUCGGCCUCAACAUGAAUGGAUAUUUCCAUGAGGUGUAUUUCAAAAAACACAAGUUCAACACGGUUCCUCACGUGCAGCUGAAGAACGUGGACAGCCUGAAGAAGGAUGCGUAUGAAGUGGAAAUCCAAAACCUGCUUAAAGAAGCGCAGGUGCUGGACCACACCAAGAACCCAUGUGAGGACUCCUUACUGCCGGACUCUGAGGGGAAAGUCUACGUCAUGUUCAUCAGGAUGACGUCAGAGACAGACACCUCCACCUGGACUGAGCUCGCCAAGUGCCUUCAUGUUUGGGACUUAGAUGUUCGGGGAAAUCACAGAGGCCUGUGGCGACUCUUUCGAAAGAAGAGUCACGUCCUGGUGGUGGCCGUUCCAAUCUCCCCGUACUCAGUGAAGAAACCCGCCAAUGUCACCCCUGUCCACUUAGAGCCCCUCCCCAAGGAAGAGGGCGCGCCAGCCGAUCAGCUGUAAAGCACACACACACACACACACACACACACACACACACACACACACACACACACACACACACACACACACACACACACACACACACACACACACACACACACACACACACACACACACCAAACACGCACACACAACACUUUUUUUAAAACCAGCCCAGGCCUUAACAAGUAUUUCAACCACUAACAGUAUAAAGCCUGGGACCUUUUUUAAGAUCAAAUAUAAUUCAUUCAACCAAUCCAUGACUUGAGGAGUUGGUAAGUUUUGUUACGAAGUGACUUUUUACAUUUUCACAUCAACUGUUAGCCACCUAACAGCAGAACUGAAACUACUGAGUGUAUGUUAUAACUUAUCUAUUUAUUUGCCUUUAGCAAUCCAGACUGAACUAAACAGAUGAUACAAUGUACAUACAUACACACAUACAUAUAUAUUUGGAAUAAAAUAAAGUUGAUAUUUUUCAAUUAAAGAGAACAAACGUCAGAAGUGUAUUAGCCACUGAUGUGUGUUCAACUCUUUUUAAAUGAGAGCCAAAACAGUCAUGCUUUGUUAAAACUUAUUUUUCAGUGUAAGUCAGCAGACUUGAGCAGACCUGGGCAAUUAUUUUGACUCGGGGGCCACAUUUAGAGAAAAAAAUGUGUCUGGGGGGCCAGUAUAUCUAUUUUUAAGGACAUUAACACAAAACCUCACAAAAAUGUCUGAUUGAAUGCUAAAAACAUUAUGAAAUGUUACAUUUUUCUAUAAAGGAUAAAACACGGAAUAUUGACAACAUAUGAAUGUCACACCCCUUUUUGAUUGACAUAUUUCACAAUGAAGUGAAAUGCAACACAAAUGCCAGAAACAGUGAAAUAUGAACGUGAAGGGUACAAAAUAAACCCCACCUACAAUCUGAUAUUUCACUAAGCUUUAGAACUUUGUUGUGAAAAUCUUCCCGCCCACACUGCUUGGUGCCUCCUCUGAGCUGCUGUGACUUACGUUACCAUAGUAACUCAUUAGAUGACCAUAGUAACUAAUUAGAUGACCAUAGUAACUCAUUAGAUGACCAUAGUAACUCAUUAGAUGACCAUAGUAACUCAUUAGAUGACCAUAGUAACUCAUUAGAUGACCAUAGUAACUAAUUAGAUGACCAUAGUAACUCAUUAGAUUACCAUAGUAACUAAUUAGAUGACCAUAGUAACUCAUUAGAUGACCAUAGUAACUCAUUACAUUACCAUUCAUCUAUUUUCUUCCGCUUAUCUGAAGUAGGGUUGCAGGGGCAGCAGCCUAAGCAGAGAAGCCCAGGCUUCCCUCUCCCAGCCACUUUAUCCAGAUCCCGAGGCAUUCCCAGGCCAGCUGGGAGACAUAGUCUUCCCAACGUGUCCUGGGUCUGCCCCGUGGCCUCCUACUGGUCGGAUGUGUCCUAAACACCUCCCUAGGGAGGCGUUCGGGGGGUAGUAACUAAUGAGAUGACCAUAGUAACUAAUUACAUUACCAGAGUAACUAAUUAGAUGACCAUAGUAACUAAUUACAUUACCAGAGUAACUAUUUAGAUGACCAUAGUAACUAAUUAGAUGACCAUAGUAACUAAUUAGAUGACUAUAGUAACUAAAUAGAUUACCACAGUAACUAGAUUACCUGAGUAACUAAUUAAAUGACCAUAGUAACUAAUUAGAUGACUAUAGUAACUAAAUAGAUUACCAGAGUAGCUAAUUAGAUGACCAUAGUAACUAAUUACAUUACCAGCGUAACUAGAUAAGUGAGCAUAGUAACUAAUUAAAUUCCCAGAGUAACUAGAUAGACGAGCAUAGUAACUAACUAGAUUACCAGAGUAACUAGAUAGAUGAGCAUAGUAACUAAUUACAUUACCAGAGUAACCAGAUAGGUGAGCAUAGUAACUAAUUACAUUACCAGAGUAACUAGAUAGAUGAGCAUAGUAACUAAUUAAAUUACCAGAGUAACUAGACGAGCAUAGUAACUAACUAGAUUACCAGAGUAACUAGAUAGAUGAGCAUAGUAACUAAUUACAUUACCAGAGUAACUAGAUAGACAAGCAUAGUAACUAAUUACAUUACCAGAGUAACUAGUUAGAUGACCAUAGUAACUAAUUACAUUACCAGAGUAACUAGUUAGAUGACCAUAGUAACUAAUUAUAUUACCAGAGUAACUAGUUAGAUGACCAUAGUAACUAAUUACAUUACCAGAGUAACUAGUUAGAUGACCAUAGUAACUAAUUAUAUUACCAGAGUAACUAGAUAGAUGAGCAUAGUAACUAAUUAUAUUACCAGAGUAACUAGUUAGAUGAGCAUAGUAACUAAUUACAUUACCAGAGUAACUAGUUAGAUGACCAUAGUAACUAAUUACAUUACCUGAGUAACUAGUUAGAUGACCAUAGUAACUAAUUAUAUUACCAGAGUAACUAGAUAGAUGAGCAUAGUAACUAAUUAUAUUACCAGAGUAACUAGUUAGAUGACCAUAGUAACUAAUUACAUUACCAGAGUAACUAGUUAGAUGACCAUAGUAACUAAUUAUAUUACCAGAGUAACUAGAUAGAUGAGCAUAGUAACUAAUUAUAUUACCAGAGUAACUAGUUAGAUGAGCAUAGUAACUAAUUACAUUACCAGAGUAACUAGUUAGAUGAGCAUAGUAACUAAUUACAUUACCUGAGUAACUAGUUAGAUGACCAUAGUAACUAAUUAUAUUACCAGAGUAACUAGAUAGAUGAGCAUAGUAACUAAUUAUAUUACCAGAGUAACUAGUUAGAUGACCAUAGUAACUAAUUAUAUUACCAGAGUAACUAGAUAGAUGAGCAUAGUAACUAAUUAUAUUACCAGAGUAACUAGUUAGAUGAGCAUAGUAACUAAUUACAUUACCAGAGUAACUAGUUAGAUGACCAUAGUAACUAAUUAAAUUACCAGAGUAACUAGUUAGAUGACCAUAGUAACUAAUUAUAUUACCAGAGUAACUAGAUAGAUGAGCAUAGUAUCUAAUUAUAUUAUAAAUGAUAAAUAGGUUGUACUUGUACAGCGCUUUUCUACCUUCAAGGUACUCAAAGCGCUUUGACACUACUUCCACAUUCACACACACAUUCACACACUGAUGGAGGGAGCUGCCAUGCAAGGCACCCACUAGCACCCAUCAGGAGCAAGGGUGAAGUGUCUUGCUCAGGACACAACGGAUGUGACGAGGUUGGUACUAGGUGGGAUUUGAACCAGGCCCCCUCGGGUUGCGCACGGCCACUCUCCCACUGCGCCACGCCGUCCCUUUUUACCAGAGUAACUAGAUAGACGAGCAUAGUAACUAGUAUAUGAUCCAAAAGCGCAGAUUCCAAGCAUGUAAAGACUUCGUGUGGUUGAAGACUCCUGGUCAUUAUAAAAGAUGAGUACACAUCAUAAUGGCAGCUACACUUUACUUCUUAAAGAUGUAAAACUAUUUUCUGGGAAUGUCCAGCGGGCCAGAUUGAAAAGUUUAACGGGCCCCAUGUGGCCCCCGGGCCUUCAUUUGCCAGGUCUGCUCUUGAAUAUUGUGAGACAAACAGUAGACCUAAAAGGAAUAAUUCCGUCCAUGACACACCCAAUUAUGAAUGUUUUACUUGCAUGUUUUUUUCCUGAAGGGUUGAUGGAACUGAGGUGGUUUUAUAUCUCAGCAUUCACAUCAUUUAAAACUUCAUACAGAAGUGUUUUGUAUCCACUCAUCUCAAUAUGAAUACUGAACUUUUAUCUGGUUUUUAUUUAUUAUAUUAUUACCUUUUCUUUUUUUCUUUUAGACUAAGAGUGGUCUGUGACUGACAUGAACAUUUAAGUGCAUUCAAGAUGGGGAUGUAGCGAUAUCAAAAAGUCAUAUCACGGUAUUGUUGAAGGUGCUCAAAAAGUGGGAUACUCUGCUACACACUGGAAUAUUUUAACUAAGCUUUAUUUUGAAUAAAUAAAACAACAAUAUUUAUCUUCAUUAUUAGCGGCGCGAGGAAAGGCAAUAGCUGGGUCUGCUAGUAGCCGGCGGUGAGCGACGCUAGCUACAAAACAGCCAUUAGCGGCCUUAGCUGUUUAACAACAAUUUGCAAUGCAAGCUGCUAGCCAGUGAUUAGCAGCGGCAGCUACGAGAACGCGAUUAGCGGCCUCAACUACUUAGCGCAAUUAACAGUGGCAGCAAUGGAUUAGCGAUGCAAGCAUUUAGCAGCACUAGCUGAUAGAUGGCGAUUUGCGACUAACGCUACUAGCCCACAAUUAACAAGACGGUGAUUAGCAGCCCCAGCUACUAACCAUUGAUCAGUGGCGCAAGCUACAAACCCAGAAUUAGCGGUGCCAGCUACUAGCUGGUGAUUAGCGGCCCCCGCUUCUAACCAGCGAUUAGUGGCCACUGAAGCUACUAGCCCGCAAUUAGCGGUGUCAGCUACGAGCCGGUGAUUAGUGGUCCCCGCUAGUAACCAGCGAUUAGUGGCCACUGAAGCUACUAGCCCGCAAUUAGCGGUGUCAGCUACGAGCCGGUGAUUAGUGGUCCCCGCUAGUAACCAGCGAUUAGUGGCCACUGAAGCCACUAACCACUAAUUGCAGGUAACUAGCCCGCAAUUAGCGGUCUCAGCUACGAGACAGUGAUUAGCGGACACCCCGUUACUAACCAGCAAUUAGCAUCGCAAGCUACAAACCCAGAAUUAGCAGUGCCAGCUAUUCGUCACUUAAGUUACUAGCCCGCAACUAGCGGUGUCAGCUACGAGAUGGUAUUAGCAGCCCCAACUAGUAACCAGCGAUUAGUGGCCACUGAAGCUACUAGCCUGCAAUUAGUGUUGUCAGCUACUAGCUGGUGAUUAGCGGCCCCCGCUUCUAACCAGCGAUUAGUGGCCACUGAAGCUACUAGCCCGUAAUUAGCAGUGUCAAGCUACGAGACGGUGAUUAGCGGCCCCCGCUACUAACCAGCGAUUGGUGGGGCAAAUUAAAAACCCAGAAUUAGCGGUGCCAGCCAUAUGCCACCCAAGCUAUUAGCCCGCAAUUAGCGGUGCCAGCUACGAGCUGGUGAUUAGCGGCCCUAGCUAGUAACCAGCGAUUAGUGGCCCCCGCUUCUAACCAGCGAAUAAUGGCCACUGAAGCUACUAGCCCGUAAUUAGCAGUGUCAAGCUACGAGACGGUGAUUAGGGACCCCCGCUACUAACCAGCGAUUGGUGGCGCAAAUUAAAAACCCAGAAUUAGCGGUGCCAGCCAAGCUAUUAGCCCGCAAUUAGCGGUGCCAGCUACGAGCUGGUGAUUAGCGGCCCUAGCUAGUAACCAGCGAUUAGUGCCCACAGAAGCUACUAGCCCGCAAUUAGCGGUGUCAGCUACUAGACGGUGAUUAGCGGCCCCCACUACUAACCAGCGAUUAGUGGUGCAAGCUACAAACCCAGUAUUAGCGGUGCCAGCUAUUUGCCACUCAAGCUACUAGGCCGCAGUUAGCAGUGUCAGCUACAAGAUGGUGAUUAGCGGCCCCAGCUGGUAAACCAGAAUUAGCGUUGCUAGGUACUAGCCAGCGAUUAGCGGACCCAGCUACUAAAAGGCAAUUAGCGACAAGACUGUGAUUAGAGGCCCUGGGUACUAACCCGCAAUCAGCAGUGCCAGCUACUCGCCGGCGAUUAGCGAGCAAGCUACCGUGCUUUCACCAUAAUUUGAUUGUAAAAUGGUAAUACUUGCUGUUGAGAGUUUUACUGCAGUUUAUCAUGAAUAGCAAUACUUGUAAAGGUUACAUCCCCAACACACCUGCACACAAGCAUGACCAUGACACUGAUGAUUUGUGGAAGUCUAUUUGAUAUUUUGGGGGAUUUUCAUGCAAAUAAAUAGCUAUUUUUUUGA